GUGAUGACACGGCUUGUUGCCAGGUAAUCUCUACAGACUGCUAACAUGAUGAAAUGUGAAGACAUACUCCGCUGGCUUGUGACUGGGGUUUAACGUUAGUAAAAUUUCAGUUUGCCAUGAUCGUUAAAUCCCUUUGAAGCUGAUAACGCGGUCAAAAACAAUCUAAUAUUACGGUUAGCGUUAGCAUUAGCCAGAGCGCGGAAACGGAAAGAAGGAAGGAGGAAAAAGUCUGAACUGACGGCGGUUUUCAGUAUGCGGAAUCGACAGAGGGCCUCCCACCUGGGGUUGUUGCUUUUGGCCUCCCAACUGUUUCAAGUGGGUCUGGACAACAUCCCACCCAUCACCCUGGCUGUCCUGAGUCUCAAUGUGUACCUUUACCUGUUCCCUGCAGCUCCCCUGUUGCAGGCCUGUGUGAGUGUACAGCAGGCGUACUGGUUUAAGGACUGGCGUCGUCUUGUGCUGUCCCCGCUGCACCAUGUGGAUGAUUGGCAUCUGUACUUCAACAUGGCGUCCUUCCUCUGGAAAGGUAUCAGGCUGGAGCGACGGCUGGGCGGACCCUGGUUCCUCUACCUGCUGUCAGUCUUCUCUCUGCUCACCGGAUUAGUCUAUCUGCUGCUGGAGGCAGUGUUGACAGAGCUCACCCAGGACCAGUCCUACAGCGUGAGCUGUGCUGUUGGCUUCUCAGGCGUCCUGUUUGCUCUGAAGGUGCUCAACAACUACUACCACCCUGGGGGUGUGACCAAUGUGAUGGGCAUCCCAGUGUCCAAUCAGUAUGCUAGCUGGGUGGAGCUAGUGCUGAUCCACAUAACAUCACCUGGGACUUCCUUUGUCGGUCACCUGGCAGGUAUCCUGGUGGGUCUGCUCUACACAUCUGGCCCAUUGAAGACCAUCAUGAAAAAAUGUGCAGAGCUUGUGACAAUGAACGGAUAUAACUCCCGGCCCAGUGCAAACUACAACUCCUCAGGCUUUUCAGGGUACAGAGGCACUGGUGGGGGAUACUCAGGAUACCAUCAGUAUGCAUCAGGUUACACAACAGAUCACACAGCAUCUUAUACAGGUGGACUGACAGAGGAAGAACAGUUAGAGGCAGCCAUCAGAAACAGUGUGAAUGACAGAGGACAAACCAGGCAGAGAGGAGCUCCUCCUCCUUAUGGUUUCAACCACUCAGAAGAGGUGAGCGUCGAGGAAAUGAGAUUGAGGAGACUGAGGAGGUUUGACAGCUGAACUGCCAGAGAGCGGACGUUUAGGCGAUGAGAGAGAGAGAGGAGUUCCCUCCUGAAGACUCCAGACUCUGCGUUUCCAAGCUGAGCAAGAGCUCCCUGAAUGAGAAGGUCUAACCACACAGUCAGACACAUUUAAGAGCUUUUUACUGUGUGGUUCUUUGUAUUAAAGUUCUUCUUCGUUUUUACCAAGAAGUUCAUGUUAGCUAUGGAAAGCUACUUUAAUGCAUCAUUUCUACAUUAUGAUGCUAAUGAGCAGAUUAUGUUUGGGUGUGCAUUCUUCAGAAACAGUGAAUGGGCCUUGAGAAAUGGCCUGAGAAAGUGGACAACAUGGAUAAAAUCCCCUGUCACAGUGUACACAUCUUUAUAUUUUUAAUGCCUGACUUCCUGUGAUGAGCUGUUUUUGCUCAGUUUCCCCACCUUGCACACAAUGGUCUAAUAAAAGCAAAAAUAUUAAGACAUCUAACUCAGUGUAAACAUUAUUGUAAAAUAUCGGGAUCUUUCCCGGCCCUAAUCACUUCAGUAGGAACACUCUUCCAAACUUAACAUCAAACAGUUUCAUUAGAAAUAAUGCAGUAUUUUUUUAACUUAGUCAUUUUUAUCUAUAAAAUGAAUUGAGGAAGUGUUUAUGGAUGGAAGAAUCAGAUGGGAAACUCUUUGGUUACAAAGUUAAGGUAUUAUGUUGAUGCUAAAGUCCAAUAUUUCCAUAAACAGUUGUGCUCAAUGAUUUACCACGGUGUCCACUGUGACAUUAUAAAAUAUCAAAGAUAUGACGGCUGCAGUAUAAAUAACACAUCAGAGUUUCAGCGCAGACACACCAGCAAUGCUUUCCAAACUGAGCCGUCACUCCCUCCAUGCAUCUAACAGAACUCUGUACUGUAUGCUGCCACAUUGC
This is a messenger RNA of Toxotes jaculatrix (banded archerfish), 2115 nucleotides long. It is a transcript of the gene rhbdd1, whose product is annotated as rhomboid domain containing 1. The coding region runs from base 253 to 1224 and encodes 323 amino acids. Gene Ontology annotation, molecular function: serine-type endopeptidase activity. Lineage: Eukaryota; Metazoa; Chordata; Actinopteri; Toxotidae. Gene Ontology annotation, cellular component: membrane. The record is from RefSeq and is a predicted model, not a curated record. The transcript has 8 exons.